AUGUCGCCGUAUGUCAGCCGAGCAACCACUUCACUCGGUGGAGGAGAGCGCCUCCAUUUAAAACACACAUUGUGUCAGUUGGUGGCUGUGAUUCAGAUGCGUCAGUGCCUAUUAUUGCUCAUUUCUCUUUUCUUUCACCCAGCAUUCGCCAUGUUUUUAUUUUCACUUGUCGUCUGCUACUCUUCAUUUCCUUUCUUUCUCUUAACGUCUAUUCUCACUUCUUUCUUACUCUCUAUUCAUCCUUACUGCCUAAUCUCCCUUCUUUCAUAUCUUGUCUCUCUUCUGUUGUCUGUUUCCGUAUCUCUCUCGUUAUUUACUAUGCUUAUAAAAACACAGUGUCACAAAUCAUCUGAUGGAGGGUUUGUUGGUAACAAAGCCAUUUUUUCUUCUUCUUCUUCUUCUUCUUCUUCUUCUUCUUCCCUGAUGACCUACACUGGUAGAUUACUUCCGUAUUUGAACCACUUGCAAAUGACAUUCGAUUUAUCCUUCUUCCACUCAUCUCGCGUCAUUUUUGCACCGUGGAUCCCAUUCCACCCUGGGAGAACCACCCACUCACCCAUCAACUUUGCUUCCUCUUUGUCAGUGAUGAGUAAACCACACAAAGAUCGAUUUUCUGUCCAGUCCACCAUGAAAAGUUUCUAUUUAUAUCUUUCCAUUUCUCUAUCUUUUACGCCUUCCCCCUCACACUCUCUCGCUCUCUCUAUUCUCCUUCACUAUCUUCCACUGUUCGAUUUUCUUCCUCUCUCUAUCUUCUUCCAUUCUUACCCUCUCUCUCUCUCUCUCUCUUUCUCUCUCUCUUUCUCUCUCUCUUUCUCUUUGCCCGUCACUCUUUUUAUUAAUUAG
Molecule: messenger RNA, 843 nt
Organism: Acanthosepion pharaonis
Lineage: Eukaryota; Metazoa; Mollusca; Cephalopoda; Sepiida; Sepiidae
Source: the annotation of a GenBank genome assembly